Molecule: messenger RNA, 1123 nt
Organism: Talaromyces stipitatus ATCC 10500
Lineage: Eukaryota; Fungi; Ascomycota; Eurotiomycetes; Eurotiales; Trichocomaceae
Product: TIM-barrel enzyme family protein
Exons: 3
Coding region: 63-905 (280 amino acids)
Molecular function (GO): catalytic activity
Source: RefSeq, a predicted model, not a curated record
ACCAUAAAACUAGACAAUACUCAUCUAUCACGUCUGGUAAUAUAUUUGAAAGAAUUUCACUCAUGCCGCGUCCAACAGAUCGCUCAGAAAUCCUUGCCCGGCUUCGAAAAGUCAUCUUUGAUGAUGGCGUCAUUGUUGGAGCGGGUGCCGGCAUUGGGCUUUCUGCCAAAUCCGUGGAACAGGGUGGGAGUGACUUGAUUAUAAUUUACAACUCGGGAAGAUUUCGAAUGGCCGGUAGAGGUUCACUAGCGGGUUUGAUGCCUUACAGUGAUGCCAAUGCCAUUGUAGUGGACAUGGCAAAUGAAAUCCUACCGAUUGUCGAGCACACCCCUGUCCUGGCUGGUGUGUGCGGAACAGACCCUUUCAGAAAUAUGCCCGAGUUUCUGGGCCAAUUAAAGGAGCUCGGAUUUUCAGGUAUUCAAAAUUUUCCUACAGUAGGCUUGAUAGAUGGCAAGUUUCGACAGAAUCUGGAAGAGACGGGAAUGGGAUACGACAAAGAAGUUGAAAUGAUCCGAAUCGCACGGGAAAUGGACUUUUUCACCACACCAUACGUGUUUAAUGUUGACGAAGCAAAACGUAUGGUUCGUGCUGGUGCAGAUGUUCUCGUCGCACAUGUCGGCUUAACCACUUCCGGAAGUAUUGGAGCCGAGACGGCCCUGUCAUUAGAUGAUGCUGUCAAAAUCGUUCAAGAUAUUCGCGACACAGCUGUGCGAAUCAACCCAGACGUUAUUGUUCUUUGCCACGGCGGCCCUAUUGCAGAGCCAAAGGAUGCCGAGUAUGUCCUCAACCGCACCAAAGGGGUUCAUGGGUUUUUCGGAGCGAGUAGCAUGGAGCGAUUGCCAGUGGAAAUUGCCAUCAAAGAGAAUGCACAGGCAUUCAAAAGCCUGAAAAUUGAGCGCAAAUAAAGUGCAAUACGUGAUGUAGCUGUUAUGGAAAAAUGGACAAGAAGGUAAAUGCAGACGUCACAUGAUGUGUCGAGAGUAACAAGCAUUCCGGUUACCACGGAACGGGCCUUGGGUGGUUCCACCUGGGGUCUCAAAGUGGGCUUCCUUCGAUCCAUGGAUGACUUGUUGAACGACGUCAGGGGAAAUAAGAAACAGAUAAAUAAAAGGAUAAUACAGUG